Messenger RNA from Culex pipiens pallens (northern house mosquito), 3198 nucleotides. RefSeq names its product reticulon-1-A-like. Bases 216 to 1676 code for a protein of 486 amino acids. Lineage: Eukaryota; Metazoa; Arthropoda; Insecta; Diptera; Culicidae. The transcript is spliced from 6 exons. The record is from RefSeq and is a predicted model, not a curated record.
CUCACUCUUCCUCACUUGUCGAACGGCGGCGCUGGAAACAGAUGAAAAUUAUUUUCAUCCUCCGGAGAGAAGUUGAUCCGAAAGCCACAAGUACAAAGUGCCACCAGCUAUCAGUUGUGAAAUCGUCCUUCGGAACCAGGAACCAACAAUCGCGUCCUUCCAAAGUGUGUCGUGAAUAAUUGUGAAGUGAGAGUGCUCUUAAUUCAACGGAAGUUAUGGACAGUUUUCUGGUAGAUUCCGAUCCGGUCAUCCCGAAGGAUUUGGGCGACAUGCCAAAGGAGCAGCAAAAGUUUGACCUCAUUGCGAAUGACGACGACAGCCACUCCCGUUUUAUGGCCGCGGAAAAAUCGGACAGCUCGAAGAAAUUCCCUUCGGAGGUCACGGACCUGCUCGGGGAUUCGUUCGCCAUGUCCAACCCGGUUCCCGUGCCCCCGCCCGCAACCGCAGCCCACGACAAUCGGGAUCUCUUCCACGAGAAGGAUAAUUUUGACGACUUCUUCAUGAAAUCAGUGGAAGAGAAGAAAAAUCCGGAACCUGCCGCGUUCGCACCGAGCUCCCUGAUUGACAUCGCCGGCGAGCCAGACUUUUUCGGUGCACAGAAGCAGCCAACCGCCUCCGUGGUGGAUGACUUUGAAGACGCCGACCAGGCCGAUGAUCUCACCAAAGCCAAGGACACAAUCGAGAGUGACUACAUGAACCCGUACGCCGAAGUGCGGUCCAACCCGGCCAAAAAGGUCGAAGAACCGCCGCUCGUCGCCGCCGACCCUCCAGCUGCUUCCACAAAGGACGACGACAUCUUCAACGAUUUCUCUAGUCAUCAGGCCGCCAAACUAGACCAAUUUUCCGAGCCAAUGUUCGAUGACUCACCGCCAACUCCGCCGAUCGUGAUCCCCAAAGCAGCUCCAGCCCCUGCUCCUGCUCCGGCCCCCGAACCGGUGGUCAUCACCCCGGCUACCCCGAAGUCAGCUGAUCCGCCCAAGGAGAAGCCCAAACCGGCCCCAACCCCGGUCGUCGUCGCCGAGCAAAUCCAGGCCGAGAAGAUCUUCAAGCAGUUUGGUUUAGAUGCCUGGUUCAAGCCGGAAAAACUUCAUCCUAGAGUGGAAUCGCUGAUCUACUGGCGCGAUGUCAAGAAGUCGGGCAUCGUGUUCGGCGCCGGCCUCUCGGUCCUGAUCGCCAUGUCGCUGUUCUCGCUCAUCAGCGUCUUCUCGUACGUCUCGCUGCUGGUCCUGUUCGGUACGGUGUCGUUCCGGAUCUACAAAAAUGUGCUGCAGGCAGUGCAAAAGACGGCCGAGGGCCACCCCUUCAAGGAAUAUCUGGACUUUGAUCUGACCCUGUCCCAGGAGAAGGUCCAGCAGCUGACCACGGUCGCGGUGGCGCACUUUAACGCCCUGCUGUCGGAGCUGCGCCGUCUGUUUCUGGUCGAGGAUCUCGUCGAUUCGAUCAAGUUUGGCGUCGUCCUGUACUGCUUAACCUACGUCGGUGCCAUCUUCAACGGAAUGACGUGCGUCAUCAUUGCAUUCAUCGCACUCUUCACCUUGCCAAAGGUUUACGAAAACAACAAGCAGUCCAUCGACGCCUACUUGGAGCUGGUCAGAAGCAAAAUUUUGGAAAUCACCGAAAAAGUAAAAGCGGCUGUUCCUAUCGGCAAGAAGGUCGAAGCUGACAAGGAGAAAUAAGUUGAUGUAGAUUGUAUUUCUGAAAGUUUUUCUUUUUAAUUUCCUUAUUUAUUAUUCGACUUGAUGAUUAAACUACCACAAACAAAAGAGAUGUGAAGCAAAGACGAAAUAUCGAUCAUAUUUUUUUUCCAAGAAAAUUGUAAUUAAAAACAAUGUAACCGUUUUAAUAGCAAGUACACAAAACAAAACCCCUAUUGAACGAUGGAAUCCCACUUCGAUUUCUAGUUGAGAAGCGCAGCAGAUCGACAAUGCAAAAAGAAAAAAAAAAACAGAAGAAUAAAUGGAUAAUGAUAUUAAAACAAAACACUCAACAUAAUGUUCUAUUUCCGUUGCCUUUGAUUUUAUCCUCGUGAUUAUUGAAUGGAUCAAAACAAAACAAUACACAACACAAACACACAGCAAACAAAAACAUGCGUAGUAAAAAUAGUUGUAAUAAUUCAAAACAACAAAAAACUCUUUGCAUAGAUGAGAUUAAAACACUCACACAUAAAACGAACCACUGAAAAGAAACAGAAAGAGAGAAGAAAAAAACAAACUUCAACAAAAAAUCCUUUCAGAAUCUUCGUUUUGUCUGAUAAAACUAGAAAAAGAAAUCACCCACAUCAGUCGAAAUCAACCAUUUUCACCCCAAAAUCACCCAAACUCACUCACGAAACUAAGUUUGUACGUUAUUAAAUGAAAAUAAAACAAGUCUUAAGUAUUACUGGAGAAAACAAAACAAAACCAAAAAAAAAAAAGUACUACAAAAACAGUAGAGAUUACAUUUUUCAAUCUCAUCGAAUAGGUCGGAUUUUAAUUGUGUAAUUCGCUUUUUAAUUGCCUUUUUCUCCGUCUCGUGCGAAUGUUGUUGUCUUUUUUCUUUUUUAAAACACAUUUUAUUUUUCCCUAAUUUGCGUGUGUUGUUUUUCUCGCCGUGCACCGAACCGAAUUUGUCGUCUCAAUCCUAGCAGGCCGGAUUGGCGUUUGGAUUCGCAAUUAUUUUAUGCUUUUUUGUUGCCGCGCUGUUGCCAGCGCGCGCACUCUCGACAGCAACGUGUAAACCGAAACCGCUUUUUGAAGGGCAUCUGUGUAAAGUUGAUAAAUUUAAUAAAAAGAAAGUAACAGAACAAACAAAUCGCUCUAUAUUCAUAUUAUAUAUUGUAUUCGUAAGAGUGUUAGGCUUGUUUUGCAAGAAAAAAAAAGCGUGUGCGCGUCACCGAAUCUCCUAAGCUAAUUAUUCUGUUGAACAUUGUGCAUUAUUUAAGCCAAUAAGAAAACAUAAAGAUUAAAAAAAACAAAACAAAAAAAGUCCUAUCGAAGCUCUUUUUCGUUACUCGUUAUCGUAAGCCGUUUGUUUUAGCCUUAUUGAUUGAGCGAAGAGACAUUUUUCGAUUCACCUUUUUCUAGAAGUAAUUUGGAGAAACAGAAACAGAAAAAAAUCCAUUGUAGAGAAAGGAGAGAGAGAAUACAUCAUCAGCAUACCAGCAGAGCACAUACACGAAGAAGAAGAAAAAUAAAAGAUUGCUUGAUACAAACAAAAAAC